AUGGGUAAGAAAAACAUACCUGACACAGUACUAAAAAUAAAUGCAUUAUGCAUGCCACAAGAGCAAUACCCUGAACCAGAAUGGACGAGAGUGCACACUGACGGCUCAAAAAUACAAGACAGCACGGGAGCAGGAGUACACAGUAAGCUCUUUUCUCACAGCGCCCCUGUGGGAUACUAUAUGUCAAAUUUUGAUGCAGAGAUCUUCGCUAUAUCGAUAGCUCUGGACAACCUUAAGAAUAAGAUCAAUUACUUCACUAAAGCAGUAAUCCUUGUCGACUCUAAGGCAGCUAUCCAGGCAGUUGCCAUAAACCAUGAUUCAGAUACUCAGACUGUUUCAGAAAUUAGAGAUAAUUUGAUUUUUCUCGAGAAUGCCAACAAAAUUAUUAUGUUCCAGUGGAUCCCUUCGCAUUUGGGAAUCAAUGGCAAUAAAAAGGCAGACCAAGUAGCCAAGAAAGGGACACUCGAACCACAAUGUAAUAAACCGAUUCCACCAGGCUCCCUCAAAAAAUAA
Molecule: messenger RNA, 513 nt
Organism: Parasteatoda tepidariorum (common house spider)
Lineage: Eukaryota; Metazoa; Arthropoda; Arachnida; Araneae; Theridiidae
Source: RefSeq, a predicted model, not a curated record